UGGUUCGGCCUUCAAUGGGUGUACACGAAUAUUUAAAUCUUUUUUAUGAAUUUAUCGAGUUCUUCAUGUUUUUUUCAUCAUAAAUGUGAGUUAUCGAGUUUUAGGGCAACUUCGUGUGACCCGCAGAGAUGCCUGCCGCGGCUUUGAAUAUUAAGCAUCAACUGAGUACGACGAUUAAAAAAUUCAAGUUUGAGGAGCUCGAGGAGUCAGUGCUAGCACAUUUCCCGGAAAUUUCGUGGAAUGAUGUUAGAAAGAGUCUUAUUAGGAAUCAUGAGAGUUUCACGACUGCUGGUGCACUCAGGAUCAUCGAGCAGAUGAUUAUUAGACAUAAAAUCGAUGAUAAGGAGCUGAAGAAUAGGCUGGCUGUUCUGGAAGUGAUUGACGUAAGCAGACACCAUGGAAAAAAGGUUUGGUACGGUUACGAGCUGCAGGGCAACACGACAUCCCAGAAAUUAAUUCCCAACAGAGAAAUGCAGGACAGAAUGGCUCAGACGUUUCAAAUACUCCAGAUGGACAUGAUGAUCAACAUUGUGACGCACCAGGGGAUCACUUUCGUCUCCAUGUCCCAGAAGAAGAGGUCCAGAAGACUCCUGCCAGUGUACUUCGCCCUGUUCCUGAGGCAUGGCUACUUCUUCUGCGCGAAGAAGGGGGCGACUAAAGAAUUUUUACAGGCGAUUGUUGAGGGGCUGGGAUACGAGAGCUGCAAGAAACUCAAACUCAUGGGGAGGGACUUGAAGUCUCUUAGUAAAAUGCUGGAGUUGAAGAAACAGGGAGUUGUUCAGUUUGGGAAUUUGUGCAAUUCUCCAAUGUAUAAGGACUUCGAACCCAUUGUCAAAGCAACAGGCACAGAUUUUAGACAACACAAACAAAGAAGAGAAUACAUAUCAAAAUGUUUUGGUAACGAGCCCCCAACGAUCGACGUUUUAGAAAUUACCGGGACAGAAGCAUCCUGGGCUGAUAGAGAAAUAGCUGCUGCCCUUCCCAACGAGAAAAUCAAAGUAGCAUGGGACUUCAAGAGCCACGAUGUGGCCGGAAGUCUUCGCAGACUAUACGAGAAGAGGAUAUUCGUUAGUCCACUGCCAAACUACGUUACCAAACUAAUGGUCGCUGGGAAGAAUCAAUUAACAGUGAAACUUUAGCUCAAGUAGUCAUCACGUGACGUGAUUUUGAACAAACAAAACUAAAAAUUAUGAGUCACGAACUGUGAGACUAGCUUCCAGUGAUAUGCACGUGACUCAUUGAUUUUUUAAUUGUAGUAAGUGUAAUGAUGAGUGGUUGACGAAUUGUACAGGAAUGCCAAACAGAUUUAUUAAAAAUAAAUGAAAUAAGUGAAAUAAAUAAAUGAAAUAAAUGACAUAAAUGACAUUAGUAAAAAUGAGAAAUCAACGUUUGGAGAGUAUAAAAUAUUCUGCCGAAUUGAAAAAAGAAACGGUCAAAAUUCAAAAUUAACAGCUUGAGACUCUAUUCAAUAACGAAAUAGAGGAAAUAGUUUUUCUUUAGAUCCUAAAUAUUCCCCAUGAUGAAGGAGUCACUGUAACUCUUACAGCUUUACUCACCAUCCGACAUAUCAUCGCAAUCAUCUUAAACUCAUCAAAAAUAAGUAAAGUGACCUGCGCUACGUUAGAAUCUCAUUCAACCAGGGAAGAAUGUAUUAACAUUGUAACUUUAGCCUAAGUAGUCAUCACGUGACGUGAUUUUGAACAAACAAAACUAAAAAUUAUUAUGAGUGACGAACUGUGAGACUAUCUUCCAGUGAUAUGCAUGUGUAUAAUUGAUUUUUCAAUUGUAAUAAUUAUAAUGCUGAUGAAUGGUUAACGAAUUGUACAGGAAUACAAAGCAGAUUUAUUUAUUCUGUAAAUGUAUUUCGAGAUAUGUUGAAUGUUUAUUGAGGUACUUUUUAGGAAAUAAAUGACAUUAGUAAAAAUGAGAAA
Molecule: messenger RNA, 1931 nt
Organism: Diachasma alloeum
Lineage: Eukaryota; Metazoa; Arthropoda; Insecta; Hymenoptera; Braconidae
Exons: 5
Coding region: 129-1139 (336 amino acids)
Source: RefSeq, a predicted model, not a curated record